AUGUGGUACUACCCCUUCUUCCUUGCCAACUUCACUCUUCUAUCACGUUCUCUACUUCUUAUCUAUCUAUUUCUUUCUACACCUACCUACAUAUCGCCUCCCCUAGUCUCCGGUUGCAAGAUAUACAUAUACAUCUCUCUCUUUCUUAGCCGCCAAACUCAGGAAACUUCAAACACAACUGCAAAUUGCUACUACAAGCACCAGCACUCAUUAUGUAUCCAUUCCCACUCUCCUAAUGGCAAUAACUCCAACUCAUCACCCUCAAUUGCACCAGGGUUGGCGCCAGCCCUAGGGCGCCCCUCCGGAAACAUCGGUCCGCGACCCUGCCAGACGCGCAAAAAACCACCCAACCCUACCCGCCAAACGCUCCCAGCCCUAACACACCAGCACAAGCCCUCGCCGUUUCUUUUUGCACGGCCCUCUUUUUGUCGGUCUUCCUCCUCGCACACGGGCUAG
Molecule: messenger RNA, 456 nt
Organism: Naumovozyma castellii
Lineage: Eukaryota; Fungi; Ascomycota; Saccharomycetes; Saccharomycetales; Saccharomycetaceae
Exons: 1
Coding region: 1-456 (151 amino acids)
Source: RefSeq, a predicted model, not a curated record